This is a messenger RNA of Bufo bufo (common toad), 1787 nucleotides long. It is a transcript of the gene FRZB, whose product is annotated as frizzled related protein. The record is from RefSeq and is a predicted model, not a curated record. Gene Ontology annotation, biological process: non-canonical Wnt signaling pathway; canonical Wnt signaling pathway. Gene Ontology annotation, cellular component: cytoplasm. NCBI's taxonomy places the organism in Eukaryota, Metazoa, Chordata, Amphibia, Anura, Bufonidae. The transcript is spliced from 6 exons. Gene Ontology annotation, molecular function: Wnt-protein binding. The coding region runs from base 286 to 1236 and encodes 316 amino acids.
GGACUUGAAUUUAUUCCUGACUUCUGCUUCAGGAGAGGAGAACAAGAGACACUUUCACUACAGCUCUGCCAGACGGUGGCCAAAUGGAUCUAUUAUCAUUAGAAUUUUAACCUUUUUAUACAUUGUGACUUUUUAGAUUGGCAUUCAAGGAUUUUAAUACUUUUUUAUUUUAUACUUUUUUGCACUUUUUGCAUUUCCACUAUGCUAUUUCCUUAAAGUUUAUGCUAUCUAAUUUAUUUAAUUUUUUUGGCUGACCAUAAAGUUGACUUCAUCAUAACUCUAAAAAUGUCCCCUUCUGGGAAUUUUUAUGUUUCUUUAAUGGUUCUCGGGCUGCUGACCACCCUGCCGAGAGCACAAGGUGCAUCAUGUGAGCCUGUAAGGAUCCCCAUGUGCAAGUCAAUGCCUUGGAACAUGACUAAGAUGCCCAACCACUUGCAUCACAGCACCCAAGCCAAUGCUAUACUAGCCAUUGAGCAGUUUGAGGCAUUAUUGUCCACUCAAUGCAGUCAAGACCUUCUGUUCUUUCUUUGUGCCAUGUAUGCCCCAAUAUGCACCAUUGAUUUCCAGCACGAGCCCAUUAAGCCAUGUAAAUCAGUUUGUGAGAGGGCAAGAACAGGCUGUGAACCCAUUCUCAUCAAGUAUAGACAUACUUGGCCAGAGAGCCUGGCAUGUGAAGAACUACCUGUCUACGACAGAGGGGUCUGCAUCUCUCCUGAGGCCAUCAUUACAGUGGAACAAGGACCUGAAUCAAUGCCGGACUACCCAAUUGACUCAAACAAUGGAAAUUGUGGUGGACCUGCGAGUGAGCAUUGUAAAUGUAAGCCAAUGAAAGCAUCACAGAAAACGUAUUUGAAGAACAACUACAACUAUGUAAUCCGAGCAAAAGUGAAAGAAGUGAAGGUGAAAUGCCAUGAUGCCACUGCAGUCGUAGAGGUCAAGGAGAUUUUGAAGUCUUCCUUGGUGAAUAUUCCAAAAGAUACCGUCACCCUGUACACCAACUCUGGCUGCCUGUGCCCACAGCUGCUGGUCAACGAAGACUAUAUAAUAAUGGGAUAUGAAGAUAAGGAGCGCACCAGACUUCUACUAGUGGAAGGUUCCCUUGCUGAGAAAUGGAGGGAUCGUCUUGCAAAAAAAGUUAAGCGCUGGGAUCAGAAACUGCGUCGCCCUCGAAAAAUCAAAUCUCCUGUUGCACAAAACGCCAAUAAAAACAGCAACUCAAGACAAAUGCAAAGCUAGACUCAUGGAACGAUGUCUGUAAAACUCGGUGGACUUUUAUACAAAGAUUUGCAUUGUUGGAGCAGCAAAGAAGAAAUUGCACUAUUGCACGUUAUAACCUAUUGUUUACUACAAGAUAUUGUAGUCGAUUGUAGUUUUUUUCCCUUCUUUUAUAUUUGCACGGAAUACUAAGCAAUAGAUUUAUUCCACUUUUAGAGAGGUUAAAGUUUUCUUUAUUUGUAAAAAAUGAAGCAACUCGGUGGGUGAGAAACAAAGAUAAUUCAUGUUCAAUAAAUUUCUGAUCUACUAAUCCUGAUUGUCUGCACAAUGGCUUGUCUUGUGCUUAAACAUCCUAAACUUAAAAAAAAGUCUUGUCUCCAUGUACUCUCUCGUUCCUUGUAGGUUAUACACAGAUAUCAUAGGAACUCACAGAAAAACUUUGUAGACCCUCCCCCAAUCUGGGAAAUAUCUGACAACUUUACUAUUAUUAUUAUUACUUUUUUUGUUUUAUUUUAUUUGUGACGAAUCUUUCAAUAAAAAAGUUGUGCUUCCGCAACAUGAAAUACAUGAAA